AUGAAGAUAGGCAUAAUACCGUAUCAAAAAGAAGAUUUUGAGAUCGAUAAAGAUAAACAACGCCCUUCAUUUUUAGAGUACCAAGAAACUUAUAAAGGAUUCAGCAAACCUAUAGAUACUCCCUUAAAUAAACGUCAUUUUAUAUACACACCAUGCGCACCAAUUUCUCAGUUUACAGAGUUAGGAUAUUGCAAUACAGAAUAUCCUUUUGAGAAACCAGGUUUCAACACCAUGGAUAGAUCCGAUGGAUUAUCAAUGAUAAAUAAAGGAAACGACACCGUAGGGGUAAUACAAUCGAUGGGUUGGAGAUCUGGCCGUUGUGAUGUCUGUAUUAAAGAAGGUGUAUCGUACUGGGAAGUAAUUGUAUUAAAGGGUGGUGCCGUAGCUGUAUCCAACGACGAAGAUGGAGACAGUGAAGUUAAGACGAAGGAUGCCAUAGACAAUAGUCCUCAUUUAAGAUUUGGUAUCUCUAGAAGGGAGAUGAGUCUCGAAGCUCCUGUUGGUUUUGAUGCAUAUGGGUACGGAAUUAGAGAUCAAGCUUUAGAAUCUGUACAUGAGGGUAAAUUAAAUCAGAAGAUUCGAACUAAAACACAAUUAAAAGAAGGAGAUAGAAUAGGGUUUGUAUUAACAUUACCAGAUACACAAGAACAAAUAGAACAAGCUCGAGAAUAUACAAUGAGAAGAUUGGAUGCUUUAUUACAAUCAGGUUCUAAAGGGAUAUCAAACUCAGAUAUGACAUCAGAGAAUGAUCAAUCUUUAUCAUCCGGACCACAUAGAAAGAAAUUGAAACAUUGGAAGCCAUCACAAAAGGAAUUCCAAGAAGCAUUAUUACGAGAUAUUGACUAUACCAAUAUAGUUAGAGAUCAAAUCGCCAUUAGAUAUAAGGGACAGUUAUUAUUCGAAGGGACAGAUUAUGUGAAGACUACAAAACCCGAAUAUUAUUCAUCUGAUCAUAGAGAGAGACAAGAUUAUUAUAAUUUGAAAGGAUCCUCUUUGAAAUUAUAUUUGAAUGGAGAAUAUCUAGGGAAAUCUUUUGAGAAUUUAAAUCCAUUUUUACCACCUUUCAGUGAAUUACAAUAUAAUGAAAAAUUUUAUUAUAAUUAUUGGAAAAAUGGUGGGGCCCGUCUUGCGGAGGAUCAUUCUCUUGAUAGAUACAAUGAUUCGACACAUGUUACUAAAAACGAGAAAUUAACGGAAACUGAUAAUUCUGGUGGUAUAAUGAAUAAUUUAACUGAUGUGAAAGGAGUUCAGUUAUUAAGAAACAAAUAUGUUAAUAAUAAUCGAUUAGGUUACUAUCCAACUGUGAGUUGUUUCAAUGGUGGUGAAGCGAAAAUCAUUACCGUUGGUUCUGAAUUGAAAUAUUUGGAACAAGUGAAGGAACAAGAAGGUAUUGAUUGUAAAAUUAAUACACUCGAUAAAUUAUUCAAUGAACAAAUAGCUGAUGAUAUCAUAUGGGAUAUCGUUGAUGAGCUUGAAGAAGAAUGCAAGAAAGGAAAAUAG
This is a messenger RNA of Maudiozyma saulgeensis, 1500 nucleotides long. Lineage: Eukaryota; Fungi; Ascomycota; Saccharomycetes; Saccharomycetales; Saccharomycetaceae. The record is from the annotation of a GenBank genome assembly.